AUUGGCGAUGGGCAGAAGGAGGAGGACGCUGAUGGUCUGUGAUGCUCUCUCAGCUGGUCUCUAGGAUAAAAAGCUUCCGUUCAGGACUACAGCAGGCAGGCUUCCCGCAACACUUUCUACAGACAACGAGAGGAGAGAGGAGGGCGUGGAGUUGGAGUUAGACGCAAAAGAGGAAUCUGCUCUAGCGGCUGCCCCCUAUCUGCGCCGUGUCUCUGUGGAAUCAGACUGCGACCCGCUGUGUCAACUUGCAGUGACUGCUCCGUGACUCUGCUCCACGCAAACCCCUCAGUUGUUUUGCAGUUUUGGUUUGGCCGCGUCCCUGAGUUUCAUUUGAGCCUUUAUUUUUGCAGCGCCGCCCCCAAUUUAAGUUGCUUCAAGUUUCGCACGAACCCUCAGUUUAAAUUAAAAAAAAAACCCAAAACCCCGCAGGAAACUCCACUGGCUGUGCAGCUUGUGUGUUUGCAUGGGACUCCCCAGGUCUGGUGGAGUUGUUUUCUCCAGUUGGCGCCACGCUCCUUUUUUUUUCCCCCCUGGCGUUAUCGAAGUUGCACUGCGCCCAGCUUUCCUGGGAUUCUGUGGAUUGCAUUUCGUCCCAUUUACCCAGAUCCUCUGGGUUGCACUGCGCCCAGCUUUCCUGGGAUUCUCUGGGUUGCACGGCCCCUGUCUGUGUGGUCGCUGCUGCGUGUCCCAAUGCUCCCUCACCAGGCGCUGUCCACUCGGAUGUUCGUGCUGAUCCUGAUCGGGAUUCUCGACGGCGGCUCCAGCACUCGGGUUUUGAGCGGUCAGACCGUGUGCUAUGGCGGCCCAGAGUACCCCUGCUACAAGAUCGCCUACUUCCAGGACCUAAGCCGGCGUAUCGGCUUCGAGGAGGCGAGUCAGGCUUGUGAGAUGGACGGGGGAGCCCUUGUCAGCAUCCGCUCAGCCACUGAACAGCGGCUGAUUGAGACCCUCCUCCAGGACCUCACCAAGUCGGGCUCUGGGCUUUCGGAUGGAGAUUUCUGGAUUGGACUGAGGAGGAGCGAUGAGGGCCUGUCCCACAACACUUUCAGUGGAUGCCCCGACCUCUACAGGUGGACAGAUGGAAGUGCAGCCAAGUUCAGGAACUGGUAUGCAGACGAGCCUUCGUGUGGGAGUGAGGCUUGUGUAGUGAUGUAUCACCAACUGACCGCUCAGCCUGGGCUGGGAGGCCCCUACCUCUAUCAGUGGAAUGAUGACAGGUGUAACAUGAAGCACAACUUUGUCUGCAAGUAUGCCUCAGAAAACCUCUUGACCAAUGAAUCCGAAGACCUUGUGGAGUCAGAUUAUGUUUCAGAAAAUGUGUCCGCGGGCCCAGAACUCAAGGUUCAAGCACCGAGCAACUCUGCCGAUGACCAACACCACAUGGUUGUGACAGAAUCAUCAGGGAUAAUGCCCAAUGUGGUGUACGUCAUCAUUCCUACAAUUCCACUGCUGUUGUUGUUGGUGGUUGCCCUGGCAACCUGCUGCAUCCAGAUGUUGACCAGAAGCAAAGACCGAUCAAAGAGCAGCCCAAAUGAGUCGACUCUCUGGAUAUCCGCAGCUCCGAAAAAGGAGAACCUUGCUGAUGUUUAGUAAUCUGCAGGCCAGACUUAAUCCCAUGGAUAAAGAGUCAGGCAGCAACAUCAGUAAACACACACACACACAAAGCCAACCAUCCGACAAGCUGAUUACAGACUUCUGAGAGAAUGCACACAGAGACAAGACAGGUCUGAGAGAGACCAAGGAGCAUCCAACCAGAUCAUCAACCGAAACGAGAAAUCAAAAUUCCCCAUCCUCUUGUCAAUUUUUCUUUUCACUGCUGUGUUCAGGAUGGAUUUUAGAAAAAGGCAGAAGAGAUACAGUCGCUGAGGGCAGUGUCAAUGGAAAUGAUGAGUGCUAGUAGUACACAGCUUUUGGACAAAUGCCAAGAGGUGGACAAAACCAAGAGACAGGUCAGGGUUCUAAUCUGGAGGUUUUGGCAGAAAAUGGACUGCUUAGGGAUUUGAAAACUCAUUUCGUUCGGGGGCGUGGAGUGGAGGGGUGGGAUGGGAUGAGGCAGAAAACAUGCUCUUGAGGAGCAGCAGUGAAUGGCUUUAAAUUGAUGAAGUGUUAUCAUUGCUUCAAGGUCAAGCUUCUGGUGAAGAUGCCAUGAUCAAUGACUCUGGACAAACUAUAAUGGCUUCCAGAGAAAAGAUGAACCAAUUCUCACUUAUUUCCCUCCAAUUGUCCAGAAUGAGUAUUUCCAUUUUUGGCAUGUUUAUUGCUUCUUGUUUGCUUGGAAUUGUGCUUUUUUUUUGUCCUGGGAAGAUGUUAAGAAAGUUUGGGGUGAGGGGGAGCGAAAGGUGAAAUAUUUUUAAAUAAAUUGGACUGUGUGAAGAAUUGAACUGUUUAUAUUUUUCAUUCUAGUUGGCAAAGAUGGUAAAUUGGGCCAAUUCUGGUUUGGGGAGUGUCAUGACUAGCAUAUGCUAGAUUGUCAAUCAUGCCAACCCUGUAUGAGUCAUGUGCUAAUCAAAUACCAGACCGACAGUGACCCAUUCCUGGCUGGUAUUGUGGUCAAUUAGUAGGACCUCUAGAGUUGACUUGUCUGAGGAUUUUUUCUACUCUCUAUUGUCAACCAUGAGCCUAAUUGGUGGUGCAACCUGGAAUCAUAGAAUCCCUACAGUGUGGAAACAGACCCUUCGGCCCAACAAAUCCACACUGACUCUCCAAAGAUUA
Messenger RNA from Chiloscyllium plagiosum (whitespotted bambooshark), 2712 nucleotides. RefSeq names its product chondrolectin (gene chodl). Gene Ontology annotation, cellular component: cytoplasm. Gene Ontology annotation, biological process: positive regulation of axonogenesis. Lineage: Eukaryota; Metazoa; Chordata; Chondrichthyes; Orectolobiformes; Hemiscylliidae. The record is from RefSeq and is a predicted model, not a curated record.